AUGCCAUUGCGAAACUUGUUUUAUGCUCAUAUUAAACUUGAUCAAAUUAAAGAAUAUAAACCCGGCAAUCGUUUAUUUACUGCAAAAGUUGGGGAGAAGCAUACUCUCUCGAGAGACAUAGACGACUCGAAACAUAUUUCAAGGUACAUAAUUAUUGAAUGUAGCGUGAAAAAAGUAUCAAUAAUUGCCAAGCUAAAGUUCGGUUCAAGUUCUGUUCACAACUAA
Molecule: messenger RNA, 225 nt
Organism: Clunio marinus
Lineage: Eukaryota; Metazoa; Arthropoda; Insecta; Diptera; Chironomidae
Source: the annotation of a GenBank genome assembly